Molecule: messenger RNA, 1935 nt
Organism: Xylona heveae TC161
Lineage: Eukaryota; Fungi; Ascomycota; Xylonomycetes; Xylonales; Xylonaceae
Product: multicopper oxidase
Exons: 6
Coding region: 1-1935 (644 amino acids)
Molecular function (GO): copper ion binding; oxidoreductase activity
Source: RefSeq, a predicted model, not a curated record
AUGUUUUCCCUCACCCUUUUGUGUUUUGUGCUUUGCGCUCUCUCCUUCACCAAUACUGCUCAAGCCCGGCUGGUGAAGCACGAUCUCACCUUUACUUGGGAACAAUAUGCUCCCAAUGGACAAUCACGAGAGAGCGUUCUGACCAAUGGUCAAUUCCCAUCCCCAAAUUUGGUGUUUGACGAGGAUGAUGACGUGGAGGUUGGUGCAACAAACCAAGCAAGGGCAACGCCAAACAUGAAACUGAUAAGCUGGCAGAUUACGGUCCACAACGAACUGCCCUGGAACACCACUGUACAUUGGCAUGGACUCUACAUGUUUGGUACUCAAUGGUCCGAUGGUGUACCCGGCCUCACGCAGAAGCCCAUUCCCGUGGGCGAGAGCUUCAUAUACCGAUUUAAGGCUUACCCUGCCGGGCAAUACUGGUAUCAUUCCCAUGCACAGGCGCAGCUUCUCGAUGGGAUGUAUGGUUCGCUCUUCAUCAGGCGUAAGCCGGGUACGAAGAAGCCGUUUUCGUUGAUCAGCAAUGAUACAAAGGAGAUUAAGCAAAUGGAAAAGGCAGCGAAUCAUGCUGAGCCAUUGCUGGUGUCAGAUUGGACUCAGUUUACGUCAGGCCAGUAUCUCGCGGCCGAGAACGCUUCCGCACUUAGUAUAUUCAUCUUGGUCAACGGGAAAGGAAGUGUUUAUUGCCCGAGCCUCGACUAUUUGCUCAAUCAAACCAGCCCAUAUACUUCUUAUGCUGUAGCGCCAGGAACAGUCAAUGACAAGGGAUGCUUCCCCUUUGUCCACGCCACAGAAGGAGACUAUUUGUACCACUCGAAUGCCUCCAAAAUUCCAGAACACAUGCAAGAAGGCUGCAUUGCUUCUGAGGGUGAGACAGAAAUCGUCAACGUCGAUGCUGCCGAUGGAUGGGCAAGCUUAAACUUCAUCAUGGCUUCAACCCUCAAGAUUGUUAAUGUUCAGGUGGAUGAACAUCCCAUGUACGUCUAUGAAGUAGACGGCAGCUACAUUAACCCGAUCAAGACCGACGUUAUAACCAUGUAUGCUGGAGAGCGGUACUCUGUUCUGAUCAAACUCGAUAAAAAGCCUGGAAACUACACCAUCCGAGUAGCUGAUGCUGGUUUGACGCAACUUAUUUCGUCCUUCUCAACGCUCGUUUACAAUGGCGGCAGCGACAUUGGGUCGAGCAAGCCUUACAUUGACUACGGUGGGCUCAACGUCACGGCCAACGUUACCAUCCUGGAUAAUGAACACAUGCCCCCGUUUGAGGUCGACGCACCCGCACCGACGGCCGAUGCGGAGUACAUCAUCUACCUUAGCCGAAUGAACAAUGCCUGGGAAUACACGUUCACGGGCAAGGCGAUGUACCCAAUCUGGCGUACACAGGAUACACCUUUGCUGUACAAUCCCGAUAUCCCCGCGGCCUUUGAUGAAAAUCUAGUUAUUCGGACGAAGAAUGGAUCGUGGAUCGAUAUCGUUGCUCAAGUUGGCGCUCUUGCUAGCGAGCCGAUCGAGUUCCCGCACAUGCUGCACAAGCAUUCCACAAAGGCAUGGCUUAUCGGUUCAGGAGCUGGCAUUUGGAACUAUAGCUCUGUUCCAGACGCCAUUUCCAAGGUACCACAUCUGUUCAACCUGGAGAACCCCAAUUACAAGGACACAUAUGUUACGUCGCUUGCCGGCCCUGCAUGGAUUGUUAUGCGGUACCAAGUGACAAAUCCUGGUGCAUGGUUCUUCCAUUGUCACAUUGAGCUCCACCUGGCAGCUGGUAUGGGAAUGGUCAUUAUGGAUGGCGUUGAUGCCUGGCCCGAAAUUCCUCCAGAGUAUGGCGUGGAUCAGUUUGGUCACGAACUCCCCGGCCUAAACAAUGUCACUUAUGGUCCAAAUGGCACGUAUCCUCGUCGAAACCGUCGGGGCUUGACUGGCUUGGAUUUCGAGUGA